AUGACCGACACAGAGCGAGAUAGCAACCCCAGUGGACUCGCUCCCGCCCCUGUGACCACCGAGGCGCCGAAACCGCUGCCGAAGGGAGUUGUUUUGGGCAAAGAUGGCAAGCCCUGUCGAUCUUGCUCAUCCAAAAGCGCAUUCUCAAGCUGGGCCGCCCAAGCUAAUGCCUCCUUGAGGAAGGAUGCCCCAAAGAUUUCAACGCCCGUCAAUGAUUGCCCUCCGGAUGUGGAAGCCCUCGGUCGCGGGACUUGGGCGUUGCUUCAUUCCAUAGCGGCGACAUACCCUGAGAAGCCCUCGUCAAUGCAGAAGGAGGACUUGCGUGGCUUCAUGCGGCUGUUUUCCAAGUUGUACCCAUGCUGGGUGUGUGCUGAAGAUUUCCAGUCAUAUAUGCAAAAGGAACAGGUGCGCGUUGAGGGCCGUGAUGAAUUUGGCAACUGGCUGUGUGAGGCACACAACGAGGUGAAUCGCAAGCUGGGAAAGAAAGAAUUCGACUGCAGCAAGUGGGAAGAACGUUGGCGCACGGGCUGGAAAGACGGGCGUUGUGACUAA
Messenger RNA from Colletotrichum siamense, 552 nucleotides. It is a transcript of the gene Gfer, whose product is annotated as FAD-linked sulfhydryl oxidase ALR. The record is from RefSeq and is a predicted model, not a curated record. Gene Ontology annotation, cellular component: mitochondrion. The transcript has 2 exons. Bases 1 to 552 code for a protein of 183 amino acids. Gene Ontology annotation, molecular function: flavin-dependent sulfhydryl oxidase activity; flavin adenine dinucleotide binding. NCBI's taxonomy places the organism in Eukaryota, Fungi, Ascomycota, Sordariomycetes, Glomerellales, Glomerellaceae.